Molecule: messenger RNA, 624 nt
Organism: Stereum hirsutum FP-91666 SS1
Lineage: Eukaryota; Fungi; Basidiomycota; Agaricomycetes; Russulales; Stereaceae
Exons: 10
Coding region: 1-624 (207 amino acids)
Source: RefSeq, a predicted model, not a curated record
AUGGACUUUGACGCGACUUACACAUCGGAACCAGUGAGUAAGCGCAACUGGCUCGUCGUGACUGCCAUUACUUGCUUGGUAGCCGCCGAGUUUGUGCUAAGCAUAGUUUACUUCGCGAAAUCGUGGAGCGUCUCCAACUUCGACGCGAUCGACACAUUAGAGACGCUGUCGCGCUCGGUCAACGCUGUCGGUGCAGCGGGUGACAUCGGCAUCUCUGGGAUCAUAAUGGUUCAGCUACAUCGAUAUAAGACGGGUCUCAAACGAUCUACUAUCGUUCUCAAUCGACUUAUCCUCUAUUCUAUGACUACCGGUCUAAUAACCAGUAUCUGCGCUAUAGCGUCACUAAUCUCGAUUAGCGCAUGGCCCAGGACACUCAUCUUCGUCGCAUUCUACACGAUCCUUGGACGAGUCUACAAUACCUCAGCACUCGCGACGCUGAACGCGCGGGAGAAGUUCAGAGAGAAGUUGGCUAUGCCGAGCCCGACCACUUUCCCGCAAUCCAUUGUCUUCGCACUAGGUGUCUCAGCUGCAAAUCAUCGAGAUCCAGACGAGUCACGUUCGUAUGAGAACAGUAAUCACACAUCCGGAUCCCAUGCAGGUGCAUUAUCGGGCCAGGAAUUGUAG